GCGGAAGAUGGCGGCUCCUGUGGUUUGAGUAACCGUGGGCCGCUUCCUCCUGCUGCCGCCGCGGUAAUUCUCCGGUACCUGCAAAUAGUGGCACGAUUGUUCGCCAAGCAGCCUCGCCAGGCGCUGCCUCCGAGCGGUCCCGGCCCCGGUGCGGGCCGGAUCCCCGAAACCCGUGCGUUGGGGGCGGCGGUUGAGCCAGAGAGAGAAAGCCGGAGAGCUCGCGGGGUGCGAGGGGCGAAUGGCCACCGGGCUCGGCAGCAUGAGUCAGCAGCGACCCGCGAGGAAGCUGCCCGGCCUCCUCGUGGACCCGGCGGAGGAGACCGUGCGUCGCCGGUGCCGAGACCCCAUCAACGUGGAGGGCCUGCUGCCAUCAAAAAUAAGGAUUAAUUUAGAAGAUAAUGUUCAAUAUGUGUCCAUGAGAAAAGCUCUAAAAGCGUACAGACCUCGUUUUGAUGUGUCACUGGUUUAUUUAACUCGGAAAUUUAUGGAUCUUGUCAGAUCUGCUCCUGGAGGGAUUCUUGACUUAAACAAGGUUGCAACAAAACUGGGAGUGCGGAAACGAAGGGUGUAUGACAUCACCAACGUCUUAGACGGAAUCGACCUGGUCGAAAAAAAGUCUAAGAAUCAUAUUCGAUGGAUAGGAUCUGAUCUCAGCGAAUUUGGAGCAGUACCCCAGCAAAAGAAGCUACGGGAGGAACUUUCUGACUUAUCAGCAAUGGAAGAUGCUUUGGAUGAGUUAAUUAAGGAUUGUGCUCAGCAGUUGUUUGAAUUAACAGAUGACAAAGAAAAUGAAAGACUAGCAUAUGUGACGUAUCAAGAUAUUCAUAGCAUUCAAGCCUUCCAUGAACAGAUUGUUAUUGCAGUUAAAGCCCCAGCAGAAACCAGGUUGGAUGUUCCAGCACCCAGAAAAGACUCUAUAACAGUACAUAUAAGGAGCACCAAAGGACCUAUAGACGUUUAUUUAUGUGAAGUGGAGCAGGAUAACACAAGUAACAACGUACCUGAAGAUGGAGGGACCCCUUCAUCUGAAAACAGGCCUCCAGAGCAUCCUAAUGAAGAAGAAAAUCCUCCUCAGCAAAGUGAAGAAUUACUUGAAGUGAGCAACUGACUCCCCGUAGCAUUUGAGAAUUCAUGUAUUCAGUUUUUUGGGGGGACAUCCUAAGUGGAUGAAUUAUGCAUUGAAUUCGAUUCUCAGAGCAAUAAAUCAUCUCUGGAGUUGUCUUUUUCCAGUUAGUACAUCAUUAAGGACAGUACUAUCUCCUUCCUAAUCAGUAGUGUUAGGAGCAGUCCACUGCUUAGAUUGAUGGAUAAUUAUGGUUUUUGCAUUUGAAAGCAACUCUUUAUAAUUAUUUACUGCUUCUUGUCGGUGAAAGAGACAUCUUGUCUACUGAAAUAACUUCAUCACAGAGCGUCACUGAAACAGAUGAUCAGACCUGAUAUGGAUCGUUUUUUGUGGACUCUACCCUUUUUCUUCAAGGAUUAUGUAUAGUAUAUAAAAAGAAAUUGCCUUACACUGGUUCAUGUUUGCAUUUAACUGUUGUAAAUUGAAUAGGUGUACACAGUGAAUCUGAAUGUGAUGUCUUUGUAAAUAUCUGUAUAAUGUUUAGAUUACUUACAAAAAAUGUCUAAGUGAAACUUCACCAUUGUACAGCCAAACAAUGUAUAUAUAGAAAGUAACUGACAAAUUCUCUAAUUUUUUCGGUGUCUGUAACUUACUCGAAUCCUCUGAAUGAGGAUUAGAGGAGACUUUUCAAACUUCUACAUGUAGAAGUAUCAUAAAUGUGCUGCACAUUUAAAGCUCAUGGAUAUAAUUAAAGUAUUUUAAUAUGA
Molecule: messenger RNA, 1830 nt
Organism: Choloepus didactylus (southern two-toed sloth)
Lineage: Eukaryota; Metazoa; Chordata; Mammalia; Pilosa; Megalonychidae
Gene: E2F6
Product: E2F transcription factor 6
Exons: 7
Coding region: 239-1108 (289 amino acids)
Biological process (GO): regulation of transcription by RNA polymerase II
Cellular component (GO): RNA polymerase II transcription regulator complex
Molecular function (GO): DNA-binding transcription factor activity, RNA polymerase II-specific; protein dimerization activity; RNA polymerase II cis-regulatory region sequence-specific DNA binding
Source: RefSeq, a predicted model, not a curated record